GGCGAGCAGUACGAGGCUGUUGAGUUCUGUUUACGUGCUCUUGAACUGAGUAAGAACCUCGAGGACCAGGUCCUCGAAGCCACCUGCCUCUUCACACUUGGCACUAUAUAUUACGAUGCUGGAGAAGUGCGCCAGGCGGUAGAGGCUUUCGAAAGGUGUCUGGUUCUGCGAAGGAAGACAAGGAACAAGAUUGGUUUAGCUGAAACGCUGAAUAAGCUUGGAUUGACAUACUGUGAUAUUGGAUACGACCUGAGGGCGAUCGACUACUUUGAACAAAGUCUCGUGAUUUGUGAGGAUAGUGCAGAUCUGCAUGGCCAAGCUGUAUGCUUGCAACACCUUGGCAAUGUGUUCAAGAUGCAGAAAGAUAACAAGCUGGCAAUAGACUUUUUUGAGCGAUGCUUGUCUGUCCGUGAAAAGAUAGAUGAUAAACGUGGAUGCGCGGAUUGUCAUGAGAGUCUUGGUUUAGUGUUUUAUGGACUAGGGAACUUCAAGAUUGCAACAGAACAUUAUGAAAAAGCCUUGUCGGUAAGAAUCGCUCUAGGAGAUAGAGCUGCGCAGAGUGAAUGCUACAAGAGCCUUGGAACAGCUUAUAUUCGGAUGGAAGAUACAGGAAAAGCAGUGCAAUCCUUUGAACAUUGCUUGCAAUUGCAAAAACAAAUAGGAAAUGACAAUGGUAUUGUGGAUGCACUCAUUUCCUUGGGGCUUGCAUAUUUCAAAGCUGGCGACAAUCAGGCUUCAGUCAAACAUCUUGAAGAUGCCUUGAUGUGGUUCGAAUUCUUGCCUGAGGAGGAUGCUGCUUCCAGCACUGGCAAAGCUGUGUGUCUUGACCACCUUGGAAACGUUUACAGUAAAAUGGGGAGGCCAUCAAAGGCGGUUGAGCACUACAAGAAGAGCUUGGUUGUCAAAAGAGAAAUCAAUGACAUGACCGGCGAAGCUCUUGGGGAGGCGCAAUGUUUGGACAACUUGGGGCUGGCUCACUACUCUUUGGGUGAUCUGAACAAAGCAGCCGAAUAUUACGAACAGAGCAUGGCGAUUUGGAAGUCUGAGGGCAAUAGAGCCGGUGAGGCAAACAUCCGGAUGAGACUCGCCGAGUGCCACAUGGCGUUCAAGCGCUAUGAACGAGCUGUCGAUGAGGUGAACUUGUGUCUGGAGCUCAGAAACCAUCUCGGCGAUCACCGAGGGCAGGCAGAAUGCUAUUUUCAGCUGGGCAAUGCCCACGGAGUGCUUGGAGAUUUCAUGGCGGCAGAGGAAAGUUACACCAAGUGCAUCGCCCUGAGACGCGAGCACGGCGACAGGUACGGCCUUGCAGAUGCCAUAUCAGCUAUCGGGCAGUUGAUGGUUGCCAACGGAAAGGCAUUGGAUGGUCUAGAAAGUCACAAAGAGGCGCUUGAAAUCAGACAAGGGCUGGAAGACAAGGUGGGAAUAGCUGAGAGCUACAACAAUCUUGCAGUCUGUUACAAUCAGACGGGGGACCAAGAAAGCGCGUUGAGAUAUUUUCAGAGUUGUCUGGAAUUGAUGCAGCGGGGAAAAGACUCUGUCAGGGAAUGUAAAUGCCUACUCAAUAUGGGUGCAUGCUAUGCUGAUCAAGGAGACUUUGCAAAAGCGAUUGAAAUGUUUGAACAAGCCUUGCUGGUCUGCAGGGCGUGCGGGGAUUUUGAGGAUGAAGCCGCCUGCUUCUGCAACAUCGGAAGUGCAAAUUUGCAGUUGGGGCUUAUUGAAAAAGCGCUUGAAUGCUACGACAUUGGACUGAGAAUUCUGAAGAAACUUGGCGACAAGAAGGGAGAAGGAGAAUGCUUGCACAACAUGGGAGCUGCCAACUUUAACAACGGCAGCACUGAGACAGCAGUGAAGCUCUUCGAUGAAGCCUUUCAGAUUUUCCGCUCCUUGAAGGACUCCAAAUCAGCCACCAUGUGCCUCAACAGCUUGAAAUCAGCUUACAUCCGACUUGGAGACGCGUCGCAAGCAACCAUCGACGAGCUACUAGAGUCGCUCGCCAUCCGGAAGAAAGUCGGGGACAGGAAGGGAGAAGCUGAAUGUCUCCGUCGUCUCUCCCAUGCUUACACACUUGUGGGCAAACUGUCAACCGCCAGGAAAGUCACGGAGCAGGCAAGACAACUUGCGAUGGAGAACGGCAUAGCGUUGGAUGAUGCCAAGGCUGACAUGUUGUUGGCGAAGAUUGAC
Guillardia theta CCMP2712 is the source of this 2181-nucleotide messenger RNA. RefSeq lists its product as hypothetical. The annotation marks the transcript as partial. The record is from RefSeq and is a predicted model, not a curated record. Lineage: Eukaryota; Cryptophyceae; Pyrenomonadales; Geminigeraceae. The transcript is spliced from 5 exons. Gene Ontology annotation, molecular function: protein binding.